AUGCCUCUUCGUGUCACUUACAACCGCGACUGCGACGCCAACUUCCAGCGCGUCUAUGGUACUGCAUUCGCUGCCUGGGCCGCUGUCACCGCCAACGCGACACACCACGGCAUCACCUUUGACCAGGCCGAGGUUCUCAACGGCCUCCACCCGACCACCAGCCCCGCGGACCCGGACACGACGCCGCACGUGACGGUGCGCCUGACCAACGCGACGCUGCGGGCGCAGAGCUCGUGGUACGUGCUGCACUGGCGGCCCAACGGCGGGUCGGUGGUGCUGCCGCGGGCCGACAACAAGGCGGCCAACGACAAGCGCCGCGCCGACCGCCGCGCCAAGAAGCUCCGCCAGCGCCAGCGCAAGGAGGAGGACAAGAAGAAGAAGGACGGCGAUGGCAAGGGCGGUGGUGGUGCGUCGACCACUACUACCACGACCAAGAAGGCGGUGGGGAAGAAGCGAGUACUAGUGCCUCUGAGUGCUACUGGUAGUGCCAUAGGAAUUUGA
Chaetomium globosum CBS 148.51 is the source of this 501-nucleotide messenger RNA. RefSeq lists its product as uncharacterized. The transcript has 3 exons. The record is from RefSeq and is a predicted model, not a curated record. Lineage: Eukaryota; Fungi; Ascomycota; Sordariomycetes; Sordariales; Chaetomiaceae. The coding region runs from base 1 to 501 and encodes 166 amino acids.